AUGUCCCAGAAUCCGAGUGCAGAAUCGUUGCUUUCGGGCUUGCAGCAGGCAUGCUUGAUCGUGGCCUCCUUCCUCGUGCAGGUGGUGGUCUUGGGGCUCUUCUACUCCUAUGGCACACUUUUCGCUGCAUUGAAGGCAGACACGGGUGAUGCAGCCAGCACUCUGGCACUUGUGGGUUCAAUUCGGGACUUUGUAUUCGCCGCAGGGGCUGCGCCAGCAGGAUUCCUGGUCCAUCGCGUCGGCUUCGUGCGGAUGCCUGCAAUUGGAGCAGCAUUACUUGUGCUCAGCAUGCUUGCCGACAGCUACGCCCCCUCCAGCUACUUCCUCUUCUUAACCUGUAGUUUGCUUGGUGGGGUGGCCAUGGCCAUGAUCUUCACCCCAGCCCUGACGGUCCUCUAUGGACAAGGCCAUAUCAGUCGAAGAUUUCUGCCUGUGGCUGUAGGUCUGGCUUCGUCCGGCGGAGGUCUUGGAACUGUCGUGGUUAACCUGGGCCUGGACGUUCUGCUGGAUAGCUUCAGCUGGAGGGGUGCUCUUCGGAUUUGCUGUGGUGCCUUUGGCCUACUGCUGUUAGUUUCCGUAGUUGCUCUCUGGUGCGGCCUUCGUCACCAUAAGAAAGCCGGAGAAUCCACCAGCGAUUAUCAAGAGCUGCGGAGUGGCAGCCCCGUCCGAGACUUCUUGCAGCCCUUCAGCGACUUCCAGUUUUUGCUGCUCAACGCUUCCUUGUUCCUCUAUUGCAUUGGCUUCAUGGUGCCCUACACGCACCUCGUGUACUAUGCUGAAAACGAGAGGGGCCUGGAAAUCUCAGGCGAACUAACUUCACUGCUUGGCGGAGGUGGUGCAGCGGCGCGUCUUUGCUUUGGCCUUUUCUCUGCGUUUGUGAGGCCUUCGAGGCUUUUCCUGGUCGUGCUGCUCGUGACGGGGGCAUCCCUAAUUUGCCUGCCCUUCUGCGACGACACUGUUGAACUGAAGACAUUCUCUGCCAUUUAUGGCUUCGCUUCUGGAGGCCGUGUUGUUCUCUUGUCUUUGCUUCUCAACGAGCUCUUCGACGCGCAGAGAGUAGCGCACCUCUACGGACUUGCUGGCAUUCCGAUCGCAGUCGGUACGCUUCUUGGGCCCACCUUCGUCGGAAAAGUCUAUGACCUCAGUGGCCACUAUGACGGCGCCUUCUUCGCGGCAGGUGGGAUCGUGCUCUUGGCAGAUACCAUCUCCGGGCAGAAAACGAUCGAGCUGUCGGAAGCUGCGCAGGUCUACGAGGAGCAACAGUUCGAGGUGUUGUGUGAAGCUCAGUGCACAGAUGCUGGGCUGGAGGUCUUAGAGGACCCACUGGGCGAACAUGGCCCUCUCCCUGAGGAAGUGAAGGCAGAUUGUUCUGGUCGAGUGGGGAAAGUCACGGCCCUCACUGCAGCUGACUUCUCUGGUGUGCUCGCUGAGGAGGUUACAUCAGUGGACUAUUCGUCAGAGCUCAAGCAUCUGGCGUGGCAUCCAGAAGUCGCUGCGCGCGAUGCCUCCGUCGCCUAUCAGGUGGGUGCCGGUCGCAGCCGGUGGCUCCAAGCCGAGGACGAGAUCGCUGUGCCCUGGUCGCAGCUUAUGCCGCUGGUGGAUCAGCUCCAGGAGUCUUUCUCAAUUCUUCCCGCGGACAACGUGGUCUUUAUCGGCCUAGGCACGGGUGCGCACCUUGCCAUUGCCCUUGCCUAUUCGCUCAUCGAAAAGCGUGGGAUUAUCCCGGCGCGCCUCUACACCGUGUGCCCCCCAACAGUGUGGCCUUCUAGUGGUGCUCCACCGGCAGGUGCCCUGGUGACGACCCCCAUCCGCUACCUGACCUGCCCGGAGUCUGUGGCUGGGCCACCCUGGCGCCUGGAGACGGCGACCUAUGGCGACUUCAAGCAACAGCACUUCCAGGAGUCAACAUCGCUGAUGGCUUUGAUUGCAGAGGAUUUGUCGAAGCUGAAAGCAUAG
Messenger RNA from Symbiodinium sp. CCMP2592, 1956 nucleotides. The record is from the annotation of a GenBank genome assembly. Lineage: Eukaryota; Dinophyceae; Suessiales; Symbiodiniaceae.